This is a messenger RNA of Rhagoletis zephyria (snowberry fruit fly), 1179 nucleotides long. Lineage: Eukaryota; Metazoa; Arthropoda; Insecta; Diptera; Tephritidae. The record is from RefSeq and is a predicted model, not a curated record.
AUGGAUGUCAAACGAUUUGAGAUACUGCCCGUUCUAGAGUCAGUUCGGCUCAAUGAGAAGAUUAACUUUCAGAUAACCUGCUUGGAAGUGAACAACAAUGAUGUUUACCUCGGCACUGCUGAUGGAUUUGUGCUUUGCUACCAAGACGUACUGGAGGCGUUUGUCACCCCUCAGCCGACACCGCAGCACCGGUAUAUGUCCACGAAGAAGGCAGUAACGCAAAUCAAGAUUGCGCCAAUUCUGGAGCGCAUACUUUGCGUGUACGAUGCCACCUUUGUGGCUCUAAACUUGAACAAUCUGGAGGUGAUCAACAGCUUGAGGAUAAAAAACAUUUACUCAUUCUGCCUGAAUGAAAAUCCUAUGCUACUGGAAGAUCCCUUCACCUUGGAGUUGUGUCUGGUGAAGAAGAAAUCUGUCUGCAUUUACCACCUGCAAGCGGACAAGUUGACACUAGUCAAGGAGGUGACGGUGCCUGAGCAGCCGAUUUUAGUCGCAAUGGACGGGUACUUUGUGUGCAUGGCUGCGGAAAACAAUUACUACAUGCUUGACUGGCAAUCUGGUGAAUGUCAGCAGCUGAUUAGCAAUGAUUCUACCUCCUCUAUGAGUCCGGUGUGCAAGCAUGUGGCCAGGAAUGAGUUCCUCAUCAAUGGCCUCUCUCACCUGGGCGUCUUUGUCAAUACGUCGGGCAUCUCAGAGAGGCCACCGAUUGACUGGGGAAUGGAUGUGAAGCGCAUCGCCUACUCGUACCCAUUCAUUCUCUGUCUGAAGCAGUACUCCAUCACCAUAAUUAGUGUGAUUGACUCUCAGAUGAAGGAAGAGAUUCCGUUUGAAAACGGCGCCUACAUUGACAAUUUUGAUGGCAAAAUUGUGAUAGCUUCAAGCGACAGUAUCUUCUAUCUUCGACGUCUUCCCUGGGAAGAGCAGAUUGAUUCACUGCUUGACAGUGGAAAAUCUCAAGAAGCAAUUGAGCUUUGUGAUACCCUUUCAGAAAAUGGACUAAUCUCCAAUCGGGACUUUGAAAAUACCAAACUAGUUCAGGUGAAGGCUGAACUGGAGGAGCUUUCGCAGGACAACGAAUCUGCUUUUCUCUAUGGCCAAACGGGAGAUCAUGCAAAGAAAUGGCCCAGAUAUGGUGAAGCCACUGUUGAACCUAGUCAACCACUCGCUCUGUCAGUUUGA